UACAAUUGUUUAUCUUUUCAGAAUUGACAGUAUGGAGCAGAACUUUACAAAUCUGACUAGUGACCCAGUAGGCAUAUGUGAUACUUCAGAAUCAAAAACAUUUCAAUUCUAUGCAUGGGGAAUCGUGGCUAAUAUUAUCUCUGCUUAUGGAAUUAUUGGUAACAUCCUGUCCGUUAUAGUGCUACGUCACAGGAUCAUGCAGAACUCGACAUCUUAUUAUCUUAUCUCGCUUGCUAUUUAUGAUACAAUUGUACUGUUGUCAAUGUCCCUAUUUUUAGCUAUUCCUACGAUUUAUUUAGCGAAGGGAGAUUUAGAGGAUUACUACUAUGCUUAUAUGUACAUGCAUCCAUUUUGUUAUCCUGUUGCACUUUUUGCUCAAACUGGAACAAUUUACACCACAAUGGCAUUUACAAUAGAAAGAUACAUUGCCGUCUGCAGACCUUUAGAAGCAGCAAAUACAUGUACACUUUCCCGAACAAAAAGAGUGAUAUGUCUGAUAUUUGUUUCAUCAUUGGUCUACAAUUUACCGAGAUUCUUAGAAUAUGAAACUGUACAGUACAUUGACCCCAGUAGUAAUACCACACUUCCAAACAUUCAGCUUACACAAAUUGGGACCAAUGAAAUUUUCCGCCAAGUUUAUUUCAUUUAUCUAAAUCUUUUUACAAUGUUUCUGCUUCCGUUUUCAUUUCUUGCAGUAUUAAACAUCCAAUUAAUUCGUGCAGUCAAAGUAGCCAGAAAUGCAAGGAUUAAGAUGAGUACGUCUGCUUCUAAGGAAGCGAAUUUGACGGUAAUGCUAAUUGCGGUUAUCAUAGUCUUCUUGGUCUGUCAAUUACCAUCAAUAGCCGACAAUAUCCUCUGGACUAUAUUUGAAAAAGGACAAUUGCACUGCUCAAUACAUUACAUAAGAUUUACAACCAUGAGUAAUCUUAUGGUGGUGGUUAAUUCGGCUAUAAACUUCAUCCUUUACUGUUUAUUCGGUAAACGAUUCCGUAAAGUAUUCAUUAAAAUCUUCUGCAAAUGGAAGAAGACAGAGCCACAAUUCAAAUACAUUAUGUAUGAUAGUGUGGUUAUAAACACUGGCAGUCGAAGGGUACUGAACCCUACAAAGUUUUAUGACACCGAUAGUACAUUUGUAUAAAAGGAAAAAAACAACUUUAUGAUGUAAAUUACCGUUAAAUGAAUAUGACAAGUAAUUGACUGGACAGGAAAUAAGAGAAAAUUGAACACUUAACAAUUAUAU
Mytilus californianus (California mussel) is the source of this 1240-nucleotide messenger RNA. RefSeq names its product FMRFamide receptor-like. The transcript has a single exon. Gene Ontology annotation, cellular component: membrane. Gene Ontology annotation, biological process: G protein-coupled receptor signaling pathway. The record is from RefSeq and is a predicted model, not a curated record. Bases 32 to 1138 code for a protein of 368 amino acids. Gene Ontology annotation, molecular function: G protein-coupled receptor activity. Lineage: Eukaryota; Metazoa; Mollusca; Bivalvia; Mytilida; Mytilidae.